CCAGUUUAUCUUUCCUUCUCGCUGAAGAGAGACACACAGACUGACAAGAGACGAUCAGAUUCACCGUAAGAAGAAACCAACGACGUCCUCUGAUUGAUUCUACAGGAGAGAAAAGAGGGAAACUACAACCGAACGCUCCACAGACUGAAGCUUCGCUUUGAGACCAAAUGGCUUCCAGAUCCGAGGAGGAUCUCUGCUGUCCGGUCUGUCAGGAAGUCUUCAAGAACCCUGUUGUUCUGUCAUGUAGCCACAGCUUCUGUAAAGUCUGUCUGAAGAGCUGGUGGAGAGAGAAACAAGCUCAGGAGUGUCCAGUUUGUAGGAGAAGAUCUUCUAGAUCAGAACCACCUUCAAACCUGGUGUUAAAGAACCUGUGUGAGUCCUUCUCAGUGGAGAGAGACAAGAGAGCUUCAGAGACUCUCUGCAGUCUGCACUCUGAGAAGCUCAGACUCUUCUGUCUGGACCAUCUGCAGCCAGUGUGUCUCGUCUGCAGAGAUUCACAGAAACACACGUACCACAGAUUCAGACCCAUCGAUGAAGCAGCUGUAGAACACAAGAAGAACCUUCAGGAACCUCUGGAGGCCUUAAAGGAGAAGUUAAAGCUCCUUGAACAAGUUAAAGUGACGUGUGAUCAAACAGCAGCACACAUGAAGGUCCAGGCCCGAGACACAGAGAGGCUGAUUCAGGAUCAGUUUAAGAAGCUUCACCGGUUUCUAAAGAAGGACGAGAAGGCCAGGAUCUCUGCUCUGAAGAAGGAAGAAGAGCAGAAGAGUCAGAUGAUGGAGGAGAAGAUGGAGGCUCUGAGCAGAGAGAUAGCAGCUCUUUCAGACACAGUCAGAGCCACAGAGGAGCAGCUGAGAGCUGAAGACAUCUCCUUCCUGAACCACUACAAGGCUGCAGUGGAAAGAGUCCAGCAGCGCCCCCUGCUGGAGGACCACCAGCUGCCAUCAGGAGCUCUGAUAGACCAGGCCAAACACCUGGGCAACCUGACCUACAACAUCUGGAGCAAGAUGAAGGAGAUGGUCUCCUACACUCCUGUGGUUCUGGACCCAAACACUGCUCAUCCAGGACUCAUCCUGUCUGAAGAUCUGACCAGCGUGAGACGAGGAGAGAGACAGAAGCUUCCUGAUAAUCCAGAGAGGUUUGAUGAACGCUGUGUUGUUCUGGGCUCUGAGGGAUUUAACUCAGGGACUCACAGCUGGAAUGUUGAAGUAGGAGACAGUAGAUUCUGGUAUCUGGGUGUGUUACCAGAGUCUGUCCAGAGGAAAGGAACCGUACUGUCUGGGAUAUUGGAAAUAGUGUUCUAUGAAGAUGAAUACUAUGCACGGUCACCAUCAGCUCCAGCCACUGUUCUCUCUGUGCAGAAGAAGCCUCAGAGGAUCAGAGUGCAUCUGGACUGGAACGGAGGGAAGCUGCGUUUCUCUGAUCCUGAUACUAACACACACAUACACACCUUCACACACACCUUCACUGAGAGGAUGUUUCCAUUCAUUUACACAGUAGAUGAAGUGAAGAUCUCACCUCUGACGGUCUUUGUGACUUUGGAUUAGAGCAGAUAGAGAUGAAGAUCAUAAAUGUUUUCAUGAUGUUUCUUUUUAACAUGUCGAGCUGCUCCAGUUAUUCUGUUUUAUUAAUCAAAAGAAACGUUUAUCUUAAUUAUUAAUUAUUUUUGAUUUGUUUAAAUGUUUGUUAUUAAGUUUGAAAACGUUAUUUUUGUUUCUAUCUUUAAACUUUAUUACAACGUCUUCAUUUUGAUGACACUUUUGUUGAAGCAGCUGGAUUCAAUAAUCUUAUAUAAUAAUCUUCAUUAACAGCUCGCAGUGAGUCGUUCAUCCAUAACAAAGAGUGUGUGUUCUAUUUGAACUCAGUGGUUCUCAUCUUCACGUUGGUUCAGUUUGCCUCUUUUAUCUGAAUCAUAUGAUUUUAAAUGUAAGUACAUGUUUUAUUAUAACAAUACAGAUGUAUCAAUAACU
This is a messenger RNA of Gasterosteus aculeatus aculeatus (three-spined stickleback), 1970 nucleotides long. The record is from RefSeq and is a predicted model, not a curated record. NCBI's taxonomy places the organism in Eukaryota, Metazoa, Chordata, Actinopteri, Perciformes, Gasterosteidae.